Molecule: messenger RNA, 4187 nt
Organism: Gordionus sp. m RMFG-2023
Lineage: Eukaryota; Metazoa; Nematomorpha; Gordioida; Chordodea; Parachordodidae
Product: nucleolar protein 6-like
Exons: 18
Coding region: 14-4129 (1371 amino acids)
Biological process (GO): tRNA export from nucleus; rRNA processing
Cellular component (GO): small-subunit processome; CURI complex; UTP-C complex
Source: RefSeq, a predicted model, not a curated record
UAUUUGAACGCACAUGUCAGGAAUCUUUAGCAGUAAAGCUAAAAAAUUUAAAGUUAUAAGUAAUGAAUUGGACAAUCUUCAAAUUAAAGAUUAUGAAACCUACGACGAAGUUCUAAAUCUUCUAAAUUUGCAAAUUGAGGAAGUAUGCCAACAAAACAAAAAUUAUAAAUAUAAUAUUCAAAUUCAAGAGAUUCUUAAUUUAUUUAUUAAAAUUCUUCAAAAUAUUCCAGAAUCGGGGAUUGAUGAGCAAAACUAUUGGGAAAAUAUUAACAACAAAUUGGAUAUUUUUUACACAAAAAUUGCUAAAUUUGAUAUCUUGUUUAAGCCUCCACAAGUUAUUGAGUUAAUAGGGAGCUACACAAAUUAUACAUUUAUAAAAUCUGAUCUAACAAUCGAUAUUUUAACAAAAAUGCCCUCAGAAUGUUUUAAAGAAAAUGAUAAAUUAAAUUAUCAAUACUUUUUAAAAAGAAUGAGUUAUAUUUCUUAUAUGGGUUCACAAUUGUGUCAAAAAUUAGAUCUUAAUAAAAAAUUUAAAAAUAUAUCUUGUAAAUUUUAUAUAGAAGUUGGAGGGUUAAAUAAUGAUGGGUGCUUGCAAUUCUUACCUUUAUUGACCAUUAAAAUGAUUGAUAAUAGCACCAGCAAUAACUUAUUAACAAAAUCUCAGCAUUUUCCAACAUUUAGGAUAAUUGUUUUGCCUGAUUUAAUCAAAACUGAUAAAACCAUGCAAUCAGAGCUAUUUAGUAAUAUGAAAAAAUUUAAAAUUAUCUGCUUCAAUCCAAAUAAGUGCAAUAUAAAGGAUGACAAUUUAACAUCAAGCCCAUAUUAUAAUUCAAUAAUAUCAAAUCAAAUAUGCUCAACAAUCAAAUUAUUUGAUCUCACUGAUAUUAUUAGUAAUGCUGGUGAUAAAACAUAUCCAGUUAUUGAUGCUCUAAUUUUAUUAAAAUUAUGGGCAAAGAGUAGAUAUAUCUUGAAUUAUGAUGAUAAAUUUAAUAAUUCUUUUAAUUUGGGUCACAUCUUUUAUAUUUUUAUGAUUUGGCUAUAUAAAACUCAAAAGAUAAAUCAAAAUAUGACACCCUUUCAAAUUUUCAAACUUGCAUUGUUCUAUAUAAACUCUCAAGACUGGACAAAGUGUGGAUUGCAUUUUUAUGAAUCAAAUGCCAAAUCUAUCUUACUUUCUGAAGAAAAAAUUAAACUUUUCCAUUCACAUUUUGAUGUAGUGUUUUUAGAUCCCACAGGCAACUAUAAUAUUUGCUGGAACUUUACUAAAUUUGACUAUUAUUGGAUAAAAUACGAAGUUGAGUUAACUCUGGAACAAUUAAAUAUAUCAGUUCACCCUGAACCAUUUCAUUGGCUAUUCAUGACCCAGAGACCAUUUGAAUUAUCCUUUGAUCAUAUACUAAGAAUUUCGGUUCCUGUAAACAAAUACAAAGAUAGGAUAAAAGGCAAAAAUAUAUUGAAUCCUGCUAUAAUCGACGAAGACAAUGGUCAUAUAUACAGAGCCCUGAAACUCAAAAUUCUUUCGAUUAUUCAUCAGGGAUUGAAAGAUUUUGUUAAAUUGAUAGUUCUUAAGCCCGAACCAUUUAUUCAGAUACCUCUAAAUACAAGCGACACAUUUAAUAACAACGAUUUUUGGGCCGGCAUUGAUUGUAGCAACAUCAAACUGACUUUCGGCAUAUUGCUUAAACCCCCUAACGAUGCCUCAUUUACAAAAUCUUCUAACGUUUUCGUCAUAAAGGGCCCUCAGAUAGACUCUGACCCUAAGGAAGAAAAGAAUUUUAUAGAUUUUUGGGGUAUUGAGUUGUGCUCAACACGCAAAUUUUCUGAUGGAACCGUUAAAAGAGCCAUAGUUUUCGAUUCAAGCUCCGGGAUUGUCAACGGUUUUGAUAAGCGCACAUAUCCUUAUUACAGAAUCGUAUGCCAUUUGCUUAAACGACAUUGCGGUUUCGAUAUGCUGUACCCUCUCAAAAACUAUGUUGAUUAUAAUCAAUCUCGGUUUCAAAUACAAAGAAUGGGUCUAACUUUGAAAUUUAUCAAAAAAUUUACCUCCAAAGUUCUUGGAUUUAAACAUAACUCUAUAAAGGAAAUCGCAACAACUCCCUAUUCCAAAAGUAAUGAUUUAUUUAAACGGAUCAAAAAAGACAAUUAUGGAACCGGAGAAUCUAAUUUUUUGCCUAUUAUUAAAGCCACUGAUUCCUUGUGCAAAAUAUUGAUGGAAGAUUUGAGGAAUCAAUUGCCAUUGGGAAUUUGCAACGUGCUGGGUGGUUACGAUUCCAUUUUUAGAAGAACCGAGGUUUUUCCACCUUUACCUCUAAUAAAGCCCGGUAAAUCCCUUUAUAAAAUUAACGCUGAAAGAAAAACUACAGGUACAAAUGCACCCAAUGAUAGACCAAUUAAAAAAAUUGGCUAUCCUUUCAAAUUUAGAAAAUAUCCUACUUUUCAAAGCAAAAAACAACCCACGUAUAUAAACUACACUCUAUUAACACUAUGGCCGGAAUCUACCCACAAAUGGCCUAUAAAACUCACGAAUGAAACCCUUAAUGUUAAAAUUAAGACUAAAUUCAGUUCAUAUUAUAGAAGCGAAGAGAAAAUGGAUAAAAAUCUGAAAAUAACACGGAAACAAAAAGACUUAAACGAAUAUAUCAGAGAACCUAUGACCUAUGCCGGUGCAUUGUCAAGACUCAUAAUAGCUUUCUUAAUCGAACUCAAACGGCAUUUAGCCCACAAGGUUGAUCGUUGUUUUUUAGUCAAAUCUCACCAUUUAAAUAAUUUGUCACGAAAUGGAAAUAGCCAAUAUCACUUGGAAGUCAUGCAUUCUGGAUAUGCAUUUAAGCUUUAUUUCGUAUGCCCACCUCAAUUAAGACUAACCACCAAUCUAUUCGAAGGGUUAAAUGUCGUUCAACGCUUGUCCAAAGCCAUAUUAGCACUACAUUCUUCUCAUCCAUAUUACGGCCUUACAACUCGUUUAGUUAAGCGCUGGCUGGCAGCUCAUAUGUUACUCUCAGGUCAUAACGAAUAUUUUUAUCAUUUUGCAAUGAAUUCAAAUAUCAAAUCCACAACGAUUGAUGAUUUAUGGGUGGAUAUAUUUGUUUCGAAGUUAUUUCUAUGUCCCGAACCUUUUCCUCAAAUUAAUUGUCCUUCCCUAGGCUUUUUACGAUUCUUACAUUGCCUUUCUACCUUCGAUUUCGACAUGGAACCUUAUUUCAUCCCUCUACUUAAUUCUUCACUUUCUUACGACGACGUGACCUCUAUACGUCUGGCUUUCAAAGCUCAUAGAAUAAAAGGAAAAUUUCCUAAUAUUCCAAAUAUAGUGUUGGAUUAUACAAAUACCACCUCACGGAAGGACAAAUGUACUGAACAAGAAUCUGAUUUCGGCUCGGAUUCUCAAUAUUUUAACGAAUUUAUUAAUGGGAGUCUAGCCCCAAGUUCACAGGUGUUCAGAAGAACGUUAAUUUUGGCUAGGAAAGUUUACGAAAACUUAUUGAAUGAACCAUGCCUAAAUGUGAAUGUUUCUAAUGAUAUCAUUAUAAGCCGCGGAGAACAUAUGAAGAACAUCAUCUUCGAAACACCCCUUAAAGAUUACGAUUUACUAAUAAGGCUCAAGAAGGCGAAAAUAACCCGUUGCAGUCAAAACAUAAUGAAACCUUCGAGACUUUACAGCCCUCUUAUUUUUUCCAAUAUUAAAAAUAAUUAUGGAUCUAUGCCUAUUAAGCCAAAAGAAGAUAUGACAGGAAAUUAUAAUAAUAGAUUUCCUGACAAUUUUUUGAUUGAUUUAGACCCGAUCCAGAUAUAUAUGGAUGAAUUGAAUAACACAUUCGGUCAUUUGGCUCUAUUUUUCAACGACAAAUUUGGCGGGGAUAUUAUAGGUGUGGUAUGGAAACCCAAUGUAUAUGAUAAACUUACCUCUAUUAAUAAAAACGAUAUAUCAGCUUCAACUCUGUUUUAUCAAACUCCAUUAAACAAUUCUAAAAUGAAAAUUAUAAAGACCGAUAUUGAAGCAUCGAAUGAAGAAACUGGCUUCGAUCUAGUCUCGGAUAUUAAUUCUAUCAUUGAAGAUAUGAGAAUUAUGGGCAAAGGGUUGAUUCACACCAUUGAAUGUAGAACGGAAAUAUGGAAUGAAAACAUACUUUAAUAAUUGGCCAUUUUAUUAUUUAGUGACAUAAAUAUAGUAGAAUAAAUAAAAAAAAACG